AUGGGUCGCUCUCUUUUUAAAAAGUUGCUUUUUGACGACUCAGACGAGGAUGAAAUAAUGAGGCGAAUUCUUAAAGGUUCAACAGUACAACGUAAACGUCGUCGGUAUAUCGAACGUGAUCGUUUGGCAGGCCAUAAAAGACUUUAUCUCGACUACUUUGCUGACACACCAGUAUAUCCUCCUAAUUUAUUUAGGAGGAGAUUUCGGAUGAGUCGAUCCCUUUUUCUCCGUAUUCAAUCUAGGGUAGAAACUUAUGAAUCUUAUUUUAUCCAAAAAAGAGAUGGUGCCCAAAAAUGGGGUUUAUCUUCUCUUCAAAAGAUAACAGCUGCACUUAGGAUGCUUGCGUAUGGAGUUACAGCUGAUUUUAUGGAUGAGUAUGUGCGGAUUGGAGAAUCCACUGCAAUGAAAAGUCUAAAAAAAUUUGUUAAAGCGGUGGUUGAUAUUUUCUCCAAGGAAUACUUGAGGUCUCCAAACAACGACGAUAUUGCUAGACUUUUAGCCAAUGGGGAAAAACGUGGAUUUCCAGGGAUGCUAGGGAGCAUUGAUUGCAUGCAUUGGAAAUGGAAAAAUUGUCCAGUUGCAUGGAAAGGUCAGUACUCUGGUCACAUUCAUGAGCCAACCAUUGUUUUGGAAGCAGUGGCAUUUUAUGAUCUUUGGAUAUGGCAUGCGUUUUUUGGGUUACCUGGGUCAAAUAAUGACAUUAAUGUAUUAGAACGGUCUCCUAUAUUUUCUGAGCUCGAACAAGGACGUGCUCCUGCGGUUAAUUACUCAAUAAAUGGUCAUGAGUAUAAAAUGGGAUACUAUCUUGCCGAUGGCAUCUAUCCGAAGUGGUCAACAUUUGUUAAAACAAUUCCAUAUCCACGAGAACAAAAAAAAAAAUUAUUUGCACAAGCCCAAGAGGCGAAUAGGAAGGAUGUAGAGCGUGCAUUUGGAGUUCUUCAAGCGAGAUUCGCAAUUGUGCGUGGACCUGCAAGAUUUUUCCAUGCUGAAACGCUCCAAGACAUCAUGAAAGCUUGUGUAAUUCUUCAUAACAUGAUCGUUGAGGAUGAGCGAGAUGUAAACGAAGCGGUGGAAUUAGAUUAUGAGCAAAUUGAUGACAAUCCUACCAUACAAAUGUCACGGGAGAACACAAAUACAUUUACGGAGUUCAUUGAAACCCAUCAAUGUAUUCGAGACCGUAAAAUUCAUUCUCAACUUCAAACAGACCUCGUUGAGCAUUUAUGGCAAUUACAAGGGGAGUUGUAG
This is a messenger RNA of Quercus robur (English oak), 1245 nucleotides long. RefSeq lists its product as uncharacterized. NCBI's taxonomy places the organism in Eukaryota, Viridiplantae, Streptophyta, Magnoliopsida, Fagales, Fagaceae. Bases 1 to 1245 code for a protein of 414 amino acids. The record is from RefSeq and is a predicted model, not a curated record. The transcript has a single exon.